Molecule: messenger RNA, 7631 nt
Organism: Bombus pyrosoma
Lineage: Eukaryota; Metazoa; Arthropoda; Insecta; Hymenoptera; Apidae
Exons: 7
Coding region: 1709-2677 (322 amino acids)
Source: RefSeq, a predicted model, not a curated record
UUCGAGUCAGCUUGACGGUGCCGGUCGCCUCAGUAUGCCGCGCAGCGCGCAGGCUCGCGUACGCGUAUUGUUUCUCUCUGUUCUCGUCUCCCUCGCUCUCCUUUCUUUCCUUACUUUCCCUCUCUCUCCCUCUUGUUGUCUUGUAUGCACGUAGCGCGGCUAGAAUACGCAAGUACAAAACAUCUCGCGGGUCACUGUUUUUGCGUUUACGUGUCGUCGUUCCGUUAAGGUUUUUUUUCUGCUUCGUUGAUCACGCGCGCGAGGAGAACCCAACGAAAUUCAGGUUCUUCGUAUACAUAUCGUAACACGUUAGACGUGUACAACACGACGAAAUUUCUUCGAGAACCAGUUAUCGACGCGUGUGCGUGCAUAUACGAGGCCAGUAUACGUCGUGACACAGUGACACGGUGCGUAAGGUUCGUAGUGAAGGAGAGUAUGGCUCGCAGCGAAAAGCAUUGAGAAAGAGCGGGAAACUCCGAUAUACUCGACGGAUUUUCAAAUCGUUUGACACAUCGGAGAUAGGGACGAAGCAUGGUUGAACACUGGAGAAGACUCGACGCGGAUAAGAUGGUCUGGCAAGACGUAGCGAGUGCUGGAACGGUUACGAAACGCGGUAGAAGGAGACGUGGCACGAAAUGAAGCGAGUUUAUCCUCGUACGAUCGAUAACUAUAGCACCACGGUGAAUAUCAAGCGGUUGGUAUAUCUAGCGUGCACGAACCUAACCUAGCGAACUACCUGUUCUUUCGAGCCUUGUACUUUCGUAAACACGGUCGAAGAAAUUGUCUAAUAAUUUCUGGCUCGUCAGAAAGAUGUUGACGUGAAGUUAACAUUCCACACACGAAGACACAGCAUAGAAGUAUCCAGAAUGUCAGAAUGAAAAGCUUUGAGUUAUUCAGGAAGUAAUUUUCCUCGCGCGCCAUCUUGAUCCGUCGAUAAAUAGCGAUGACAGGUGGUGGACGCGAUUGUUGAUCGACGACCGCGCGCGAUUCGAUCGCUCAUGAUCGAACGCUCGAUACAUCUUGGUGCGUGCGCGCGUGCAACGGUCGCGAGUAAUCCCCGGAAGAUUUCUUCCACGAGGGACGCCUACUUACGAGAAGACAGAAAAUUACGAGAGGCGAGUGAAACAGCGAAGAGAAGAGAGAAUCCGAGGCGCUUUUAUUUUUAGCCAACGCCGGUUCGCGCAUCGCAAAAACCGGUUUCCAAGUCUCUGCUCGAGCUCGGGCCACGAGGUAGUAAGGUGCGUAUAUACGCGAGAAGGGUUUUAGCUGAAAAGGGAGAAAGCGAGAGGGAGAGACACGCAAUAUAAAGGUGGAGUAUGCUUCUUUCUCUGUCGGCGGGUAAAGAAAGAAAGAGUGACACGGAACGUGGAAUUCUCCUAAGCCGAUACAUACCUCUCCCUACUCCUCUUCUUUAUUCUCCCACCUCGAACUAUCGAUUGCGUGUAUGCACGCCUGCACGCGCCUAUCCAUACUCGACGUGUUACGUGACAUCGUAUCGGGAGUGUAUGAUAUUCGAUUAUCGAUUUCUUCAAUCGAUUUUAUUAAACAAGUGUAACAAGUCGGUGUGCAUAAAGAAGAGAAUGUGAAUCGAACGAACGCAAGAAUUAAAAAAUAACGAAAGAAAGAAGAAAAGUAAAAGAAGGAAGUGUUUGUAUUGGAUUGUUGCGUGGCACAUGAGAUCGGCGAAGACACGAAAACGGCAUGAAGAAUGGCAACCGAUUCGAGCAACCGUCAAGGUGUAAGGGCGGUCGCCACAACGACAACCGAUCCGCAACGAAGCGAAAAGCGCGCCGUCGCGGCGCGAGGCGCCGCCGGUGCUCUGGCCCUCAGUAUUCUGGCCUUGGUCCUCCAAUCGGCGACCACCGCGACCCCCACAUGGGGAUACUUCACCAAUCCUGACGCUGGUUCGGCAGCCGAGAAAGGAUACUUUGGUCCUUGGAGGCAAUGCAAGCUUCUACUGUACGGUAGAGAAAGAUGCGGCCAAGGGGUUUCCAGAUUCCAGCCAGUGUUGGCUGUGUGGGUGGCAGGAUUAGCCGCUGCGGCCGCCUCUGCCCUUUUGGCGAUCCUGGUCGGUCUUGCCGUGCUACAACUGGCGAUGGCUUCCUCGGCGAAACGAGUUAUUAUUUCGUACAGCACUGCUCUGAUAGGGAAAGUGGCUCUUGCCACAUUGGCCACUUCCUUGGCAAUCGUAGCAGCGAGUCUGUUUGCCCUACAAACCGAUGACAGAGCUAGCAGCUUCGUUAUCACGAGGGGAGAAGCGUUUUAUAUGCAGUUGGCUGCUAUCGCUUUGAACUUUGGUGUGCUGGUCACCGCAGUAUAUGAAGGUAUUUAUGCUCGACGAGGCGGUGAUCCGACGAAGAUUAGGGUUGUCGGUGAUCCUCGUGCAGCUACCAUAAAUAAUCCUGGCUACCGGGAACAUCAACCCACGAAUGGCGGCAGCAUCUCGAUGACCGACGCUAGUGGCAAGCCCUACGUAGGCGGAGCCGGAAACGGUUCGAUGGCGUCGGUAGCAACUUCCGGAAGUGUGACAAGCACGGCUUCGCCGCUUCGAAGCUCGUUGAAGAAGCCAAAGCCGCUCGGUAUCCACAAUCCCGGUUUCUCGGCACACAGUCCGACUCUAUCGAGGAACGGCUCUCAGAAGAAGGUGCGAAUUCAGACGCACUCUACCGAGGUUUAAACAACUUCCGCGAAGACGAAAGCGUCGAUGAUAUUUGUUCACGUGCGAGUCUACUCGCAGCUGAUUUCGUCGAAGAAGCAUUCCGAUACGAAACAAAAGUUCAGCGACGAGCGAAGCAAGGCAAUAAAGCUCGACGAAGUUCUUUAUCACGAAAGCGGAGAAACAACCCGCUAAUUCUUUCUAGUAUUAACUUUAUUUAGGCACUCGUAAAAAACGUCGCGAUACUUAUCGAUGAAGUCUUCGUUACUUUAUCGGGUCUUUCAGAACUUUCCUGCGCGUGAAAAUAAUAUUGUAACCCUCUAUAGCGACAAUGUUGGUUUGUUUAUGGAAAAGCAAAUAAUUGGAACAAUUUUUCAAACAGUCUUUCAAUGGUAACAGAGUAAUUAUUCGACUAUAGAUGUUUCUUCAAGUUUAUAUCUUUUUCAAGGCAACUGAGAAAACAGAAUUUACAUUUGAUUUAUGCGCUAGAUAUUAUUAUAACAGGUAACUCUACUAUAAUUAUCUUGUACAGUGGUGUUAUGUUCCGUUUAUUCUGUACAUUUAAAUUUCGCGUAGAUGAAUAAUCGUGCGCAGUCUACGAUAAUAAUAAGAAUUUAUUAGAAAUCAUACAGCGACUAAAUGUAAAUUAAUAUGUACAUAUGUAAUUUUCAACCGUGAUAAUAUAGAGGGUUGAUAGAUUUUUCUCUUUACAUAAGGAAGGACAAAUACGAAGCACGAGGUACCUUUGAAACGCGGAUGUCCUCGAUAAUUGCUCGGUCGGUUGGUUUCGUUACUUGAGAACUUCCGACGAUGUGACGCUCUAUCGAGGUGAAUCGAAAAGACUUUCUUGCAAUCUUGGACUAUAAAGUUGCAACUGAAAGACCCAGAUAGUGUUAUCGCAUGAUUGAAGGACGACCGUGAAGACGUAGGAAAUAAACCCUGUUGAAAGUGAUCGAGAGAAUCGCAGAGGGAAAUUGCUUCGACUACAAUCUCUAAUGGCGUUGCUCUACGUCUUCGAGAACAUUGUAACCUUUGGCUCAAGGCGCCAAGCGUCUGACGUCGACCGAUAUUUAUGGUAGACGUGACAAUACUGAUUCAAAGGUGGAGCUUAUGAUCCACCCCCGCAAGGAUUUCGUCGUCGAUUUACUCGAUAAGAAACUUUCAACGAUUCUGUAAGAGUUCCAGUUCUCGUUCGUUUUCUUCUUUCUUCGAGUCGCGCUCGUUAAGACGCGAAAGUUGUAAUUUAUCGAAGAAUAUUUUACUUCUUUUUUUGUCUUUUAUUUCUUUCGAAACUGAUAUUAAAUUGAAAUAUGUAAGGCGUUUAAAGAUGUCCACGUUUCGAGAAGGAGGAUGCUGAUGGAUUCAGUGCGCUCGAUCAGGCGAGGAUCGAGAAAAUCAGCCAGUCGUGUUCGCUGAGAUUACGAUUUAAGUUCCCAGCGGUUCCAACCGCGAACAAGCAGAAAUUAACCCUUUGCGGUCUGGUUGCUUCGUGCAGUAAGCUGUCUCGUGGUCCGGCUUGUUUCAGAAUCGUAUCGAUUACUUGCACGAGCAAAUUUUUCCUAAGUACUGUGCGAAGUAGAUGUUGGAUGAAAAUAUCGCUCUGUUCCUUCUCCCUUUUGAAAAUCUUCGAAACGUUUUAAGUUGAGCGUAUACGAUUCGAGUGGCGUUUAAAAACUCUCAGCUAUCUACUUCUUCGUUAAAAUGUCUUUUUUUUUAGCAUCUUUCCAUUUUUCAAGGUACAUUGAAAUAUUUGAAGUUUGCCGUGUUCUUUAAUUAAAGUUAUUUCGUAUACAGUCUGUUGUAAAAUAACGAGUACAUAGCUGAAAUUGGUUAAAGAAAGGCAAAAAUAGGACAAUAAAAAUGGUAAAAUUUUAAUUAUCUCGGAUAUUUCAAAAUGCUAGAUAGGACAUUUUAAUUAAAAGGAGUAAUUCAAUUAAAGUCACUAAUUUUCUUCGCUGAUUUAACCAAAUAAAAAUAUCCAAAUCCGCGGACGUCAGUCUAAAUUUCUGUGUAACAUCGAUCCGAAAAUUUCUACUCAUCUUCGCUUACAAAAAACAUGAUGACAAUUUAGUGUAAACUUUCAGUUGUCCGAUAAAUAUUCCGGGAUCACGAUAUCAUCCCACAUCGUGUCCAAUACGCACGUUUGGGCCGCGAAUGGUUAAUAGAAUUUGAUCGAAUCGAUCGAUAAACCGUAUCAAACAUGUGCAUUUAAUGUUCUACUAGCAACUUGUAAUUGUUUAAUCGAGAUCGGCGCGUCGCUAAAUGACAAGCACAACGUCGAAGCGAAAAUCAAGUGACUCAACCAUGACCGAUAUCCAAGAUACGUGCGGUAUUUGGCGAAGAGAUUUAAUUAUGCAUUUACAGAUAGAACUUAAUUAAAUCUAGUAACGAGUCAUUGAUACGAAAUGAAUCGUCGAGUGUGAUUUCAAAGACAGAAGAACGAUAAUAAUUUUUGAUACUAUUGUCGUUCGAUUUACGUCACGGUUGGAACAGCAAUAAUGCUAUGGGUAUUACGUUGUAAAGUGAUGGUAAGGAGAGAAUUAAAGCCGAUUGUUAACUAUCGUAUUUUAAGCGUGAAAUAGCCAGAUCGAAACUAAGCCCAGGAUAUGGCGUACAAUUAAAGUAUAGGAUUAAAUUCGCGAAUGGACUGACGUGUUAUUACUGAAACGUAUCAAUCGAUCCAUGUUCAACAGUCUUUUCUAGUUACAUGGCUUUUCCCGGUUGUAUUUCUUUCAGCAUUCUUCAUCUUCGAUUAUCGAAAUUAUGGAUUAUAUUUGGUUUUUUACCAAGUAUUUACCGUAUGAAUAUGGGACGCUUGACGAAAUUAAUUUCAUCGUUCGUAAGUUCGACGUGGGAGAGCUUUCAACGCGUUCUAAAAUCUGUUUCUUGAACGUUCAUGGUAAUUUUCUAUAUUUUCUAUCGAGCUAGUACCAUGGAAUUACGUCUGUUUUUACGUUUAUUCGCGCGUCUAAAGAAAAUCUCAUACGUACAAUUUUUCCUUUGCGUAUCCGGCAGAAAUAAGGUGUAGAAGUUUCUUGCAUCGAAUAUAAAACGCGAUAAGAUGGCAUUCGAGAUAGCUUACGGGCACAUUCUCUUCUUAUUCUUGAAUUUUUACUCGAACAAUUGUAUCGCUUGCAAUCGAGAGAAGCAGCAUGGGGAACGAGAGAGAACCUGCUGUAUUCGCUAGAUUUGGAAAAAAGAGAAGAGGAAAUGGUCAAAUGGCGCGUUCCAGUAACAACACGUAGUCGUCCGUCUUGGAAGUCGCAGGAUACGUGAUAUGUUUUUCUACCUUUUUCUCUCUUUUUCUUUUUCCCUCUCCUUUCUCUCCCUAUGUUUCCCCUUUUUUUCGUUUUUUAAUCUAACACCUUUCUCUUUUCCCUGUACGCUCCUUGUUCGUCGCAUUGUAGUUUCAACUCGGCGUUUCUUCGUUCGAGGAACGAAGUAUAAAUAAAAUACUUAUUGCGUCGCAUCCGUCCAGCCCUACGUAGGCAGCUAGCCGUAAAACGGCAAGAAUUAUAUAUAUAUAUACAAAUAUAAAUAUAUAAAUAUAUUUAUAUUUUUUAGCGAUUGUUUUAAUAUAUAUAUAUAUAAAUAUGCAGAAGAAAAUUUAUAUAUAAAUAUAAAUAUAUAUAUAAAUAUAUUGUAUGUUGCGCAGUGUACUCGAUACGUAUGAGAUCUUGUUUCUGCUCGUGUCAUUAGUCUCGAACAGGAGAACACGUUUUACUCGUUAGAAAUUAUUAUUAUUAUUAAUAUUAUUUUUUAUUACCGUUACUGUUGGUAUCGUGACACUGUUUCUCUUUUUGUUUAAAAGAAGUCGUUUUCAUGCUUCUUUCGCCGAUGAUUCUGGAGCUAUUUAUGAUUUGUAUGCGAAGUCGACAGGCGAGUCUUUACUGUAUAUCUUUUUCUUUGUAAUUCGUUUUCUUCCCCUUUUCCUUUUACGUGUAGAACUGUGUGUGGAUAGUUGUUGACGCUUAUUUAUUUAUAUCGAAUGAAAUUCGAUUGAAAUUCAUUUUCCGAUCAUUCCUAUAUGAAUUUUACGAGUUAUUUUUCUGCCCCCCCAUUUUUUUUUUUUUUUUUGUUUGAAAGAUUAUUUUAUUAUGCUAUUUUUAAAUUAUGAGUUUAAUCGUUCUACGGUUAAACUGUACUUUUUUCUUAAUAUCUUUCCUCCUAGGUAAUUCCUUUUGACGUUAGCAUUUCUGGUAGAGAGUAAUUACGUCGAUAUUAUGUUGAGUGAAAUACUUAACGAUGCACCUACGCUGAUUUUUAUUGUUGAUAUGAUUUGUCGAAACGAAUCACACGAGCCGAGCGUGUUUAUAGGACCUACGCAAGAAUUAUUUCGACAUCCGAGAAUUAAACGAUAAAAAGAAACUCUGCCUUACUGAAUCCAGAAUUUCUCGAUCUUACAUAUCUUUCAGUGGUAUAUAUAUAUAUAUAUAUCCUUAAAUGAUUGACGUUAUAGUCAUAAAGAAUUAUUAAUCCUCUCAUUCGUAGAAACAUUUUCUCCUUUAUUCGAAAAUGUUUCAUCACCCGCGUGUUCAAUGUUAAGGUUUCAAAGAAGUGAGAGCCACUAUCGUCUAAUAAAUCGUUGAAAUUGUUAAAAAAUAAAGGCACAAUAAAUGAAUAAAAUUGCGUAAAAAAGAAGUUGAAGAAUAGAAAUUAAUAAUAAAAAAAAAAAAAGAAUUUCUUUGGAUUUCGAAAAAGCGCUUGUGUGAUUCUAACUAUACCUUUGGAAAACGUAAUAAGAGAACACAGAGUGAGAUCGAAACGCAGUUACGCGCGCGUAACAAACAUAAUUAGAAGUAUAAAAAAAUCCGUGUUUUCACUUUUUGCACAUUUUGCUACCCAUUAAAGCCUUGUAUCGCGAAGUUUGUGCGUCUCGAUGAAUUUUCUAACGACCAGUAUGAUGCUGUUUGAAUCGUGUGAGGACUGUAUGCGAGGAAAUCGAUAAUAAAGGAAUUUCUAUGAUUCACGAUUA